Lactuca sativa (garden lettuce) is the source of this 5438-nucleotide messenger RNA. Its product is annotated as TMV resistance protein N. Gene Ontology annotation, biological process: signal transduction; defense response. Gene Ontology annotation, molecular function: ADP binding; protein binding. The record is from RefSeq and is a predicted model, not a curated record. NCBI's taxonomy places the organism in Eukaryota, Viridiplantae, Streptophyta, Magnoliopsida, Asterales, Asteraceae.
AUGGCUUCUUCUUCAACAUCAUCCGUUCACAAGAGCUUUAAGUAUGAAGUGUUUUUGAGUUUCAGAGGAGAAGACACCCGCAAGAACUUCGUUGAUCAUCUCUAUGAUGCUCUUCAGCGAAAGAGCAUUCUUACUUACAAGGAUGACCUAGAAAUCAAGAAAGGGGAAAGGAUCAGUGAUGAGCUACUUGGAUCCAUUGAAAACUCAAAAUUCUACAUCAUUGUUUUCUCCAAGGAUUAUGCAUCUUCCUCUUGGUGCUUGGAUGAGCUUGUAAAGAUAAUGGAGUGUCGCAAGAUGACAGAGCAUACUGCUUACCCAAUCUUCUAUGAUGUGGAACCCACCGAAGUCCGCAAGCAAAUCGGGGCAGUUGGAAAAGCCUUUGCCAAACAUGAAAAGGAAGUGGCUGCCGGAAAAUGGAGAAAUGCACUGAAAGAAGCAGCGGAUCUGGCUGGCUGGGAGUUGAAGAAAACUGCAGAUGGGCAUGAAUCCCAGUUUAUCCAAAAAAUCGUUGAAGAGGUUUCAUUAGAGUUACGUUCCAUAAAUUUCAGCAUUGAUGAAAAGUUAGUGGGGAUGGAGACUCGGGUAAAUGAUGUUAUAUCAUUUUUGGAAACCGGUAUUGAUGAUGUUCGCAUGAUUGGGAUCAAGGGAAUGGGAGGUGGUGGGAAGACAACUUUAGCCAGAGCUGUUUUUGACCAAAUAUCCUUUCAGUUUGAAGGUAAAAGCUUCGUUGAGAAUGUUAGGGAAGUUUCAAACGAUUCUUUAUCCGGUAUGAAGUCUUUGCAAAAUCAGCUUCUUUCAGAUGUUUUAAAUGAUAAAGGUAUAAGUGUAAGUAGUGUUUAUGAUGGAAAAAACAUGUUGAAGAGGAGGAUGUCUGGUAGAAAGGCUCUUCUUGUUCUAGAUGAUGUAGAUCAUAUAGACCAACUUGAGGCGUUAGCUGGUGAGCGUAACUGGUUUAAGCCGGGAAGUAGAAUUAUCAUUACAACAAGAUAUGAGCAAGUGUUGGUAGCACACUGCGUGAAGCUGAUUCAUAAUGUCAAUUUGUUAUCAGAUAAGGAAGCGAUUUGCCUCUUCAGUAGGUAUGCAUUUGGUAGAGAGAUUCCAAUUCAAGGGUAUGAAAAGCUAUCGGGAGAAGUUGUGCGCUAUGCUUCUGGUCUUCCUUUAACAAUCAAAGUUUUGGGUUCGUUUCUUUGUGGUAAAGAUGAGAGUGAAUGGAUAGAUGCCUUAGAAAGACUAAGAACAAUUCCAUUGCAUGAAACUCUGAAAAGAUUGGAAUUAAGCUAUAUUAGUCUAGAGGAGGAUUAUAAGGAAAUAUUCCUAAAUGUUGCAUGCUUACUCAAAGGUUGGGCGAAAGCCGAUGCAAUUGAAGCACUUGAAAGCUGUGGAUUGCAUGCUAGAAAUGGUCUAAGAGUUCUUGAGCAAAAGUCUCUCAUAACUAUUAAUAAUUAUGAGCGUGUGGACAUGCAUGACCAUAUUGAAGAAAUGGGUAGAGAUAUUGUUCGUCGUUCCCGCCCUGCUAACAAACAUAGUAGAUUGUGGAAGGAAGAUGAAAUUGAAGAUAUACUUAUUAAUGAUUUGGGUACCGAAGCAACAAUAUGUAUGAAAAUCUACAAGUCAAAACUCAAUCCAGAAAUUGUUAUGAAAGGUCUUAGAAAGAUGAAGGAUCUUACGUUUCUUGAGGUGUCUCUGGAAAAUUUUAACUCAAAUCAGGAAACUAAUAAACUCAUACCAAACCUUGUAAAUGCUUUAGGAUUUCUAUGUUGCAUUUGGAAAUUUAAUAAAGUCAACCUGUUCUUUCCGGAUACUUUACGAUAUCUGCAUUGGGACCAAUAUCCUUUUAGGACUUUACCCCAAACAUUUCAAGCAAAUAAUCUUGUUUCACUUAAGAUAGCUGGUAGUGAAAUCUUGCAACUUUGGGAAUGGGGAGAAAGAAAGGUUUGUAACAAGCUCAGGUUCCUUGACCUCAGUAAUUCACAGUUGAAGACCCUUGACCUUGGGUUAACACCAAAUCUCGAGACGUUGACUCUUGAAAGAUGUUGUGCUUUGAUAGAACUUUCAGAUAGCAUUUGUAUGUUGAAACAUCUUAAAUCUCUCAAACUUGAUGGAUGUUCGUUGCUUGAGAAGUUACCUGAGGAUCUUGGCCUGUUAGAAAGCUUAGUGAAGCUAAGUUUGUCAUAUACAGAGAUUAAACAUCUUCCAAAUAGCAUUUGUAUGUUGAAACAUCUGAAAUUUCUCAAACUUGAUAGAUGUUCGUUGCUUAAGAAGUUACCUGAGCAUCUUGGUCAAUUAGAAAGUCUAGAGAAGCUAAAUUUGUCAUAUACAGAGAUUACACAUCUUCCAGAUAGUAUUUGUAUGUUAAAACAUCUGAAAUAUCUUGAUCUUAACGAAUGUUCGCUGCUUGAGAAGUUACCUGAGGAUCUUGGCCUGUUAGAAAGUUUACAGUAUCUAGAAUUGUCGGGUACAAUGAUUAAACAUCUUCCAUGUAGCGUUUGUACAUUGAAACAUCUAAAAUACAUUGGGCUUCAUAGAUGUUCAUUGUUUGAGAAGUUACCAGAGGAUCUUGGUGGACUAGAAUGUUUAGAGAGGAUUAUUUUGAGAUCUACAAAGAUUAAACAUCUUCCAGAUAGCAUUUGCAUGUUGAAACAUCUGGAACUUCUCCCACUUAAUGAUUGUUUGUUGCUUGAAAAGUUACCUGAGGAUCUUGGCAGAUUAGAAUGUUUAGAGAUGCUAAAUUUAUCAUCUACAAAGAUUAAGCAUCUUCCAGAUAGCAUUUGUAUGUUGAAACAUCUGAAACAUCUUGUUCUUUAUCCUUGUCUAUUGCUUGAGAAGUUACCUGAGGAUCUUGGCCGGUUAGGAUGUUUAGAAUAUCUAAAUUUGUCAUCUACAAAGAUUAAACUUCUUCCAGAUAGCAUUUGUGUGUUGAAACAUCUGAAAUAUCUCAAACUUGAUAAAUGUUUGUUGCUUGAGAAGUUACCUGAGGAUCUUGGCCUAAUAGAAUGUUUAGAGAGUCUAGAUUUGUCAAAUACAAUGAUUAAACAUCUUCCGGAUAGCAUUUGUAUGUUGAAACAUAUGAAAACUCUCGAUCUUUAUCGUUGUUCAUUUCUUGAUAAGUUACCAGAGGAUCUUGGUCGGUUAGAAUGUUUAGAAUAUCUAAAUUUGUCAUCAACAAAGAUCAAACAUCUUCCAUGUAACAUUUGCAUGUUGAAAGGUCUGAAAUAUCUCAAACUUGAUAAAUGUUCGUUGUUUGAGAAGUUACCUGAGGAUCUGGGCAGGUUAGAAUGUAUAAAGAGUCUAGAUUUGUCAAAUACAAUGCUUAAACAUCUUCCUGAUAGCAUUUGUAUGUUGAAACAUUUGGAAUCUCUCAAACUUAUUGAUUGUUCUUUGCUUGAGACGUUACCCGAGGAUCUUGGACUUUUAGAAUGUCUAGAAGAGUUACAUAUAGAAGGUACUUGCAUAAGUCAUCUUCCACAGAGCAUUAUUUUGUUGAAAGGUCUGUGUAUUUAUGGGUCGAGAGGACUCCUUCAGUCGUUUGGUUUUACAUCCGACAUACAAAUAUCAGGAGAUGGAAUGGUGUGCUAUGUAAAGGUGUGAAUAACGUAGGCACCCACAAAAGCCAGUUCACAAAGAUCUACUGUAGCAGGAAAAACAUUAUGGUGGGACAAGGCUAAGAAUCCCAGGGUUUUAGAGAAAGUGAUGGAGGAGAUCAAGAGUUUUCCUUGUUCAAAUCAACGGUACUUGUUCAUGUAGUUCCUUAGGUUCCUCUAUAUAGUGAAGAAGACCUUCAUGUAUUGGUUUUGUUUUAUCUUUUACUUCAUCUUAGCAUAUUUUUAUUUUUAAUUUUUUUUUCAUAGCCCUUAAUGUAAGAAUAAUAACUAAUUUCCUUCAAUAGGCCGACAUUGAAGUUUCGUAAGGUUGAUUUGUAUUAGUUGUUUCAGCUACUUGUACACAACAUGCUAAUUAGAUUAUGUGCAUUGGCAGAACUCAAUAACUGAAUGUAAGAUGUUGAAUGCCACUAAUUACAUAUCUGUAUUGGCAGAACUUUUUCGCCAUUUUAGCAUCAUAUAGCAUUUCAAGGUAGUUUGAAUUUAUACAGAGUAUCAAAUCGAUACAAAUGGGGAUGCACAAAUGAUAAGGAAGGACAAACAUAGAUUGUUGCACGUGUACUCAAGGAAGGACAAAGGAGCAGAAAAUUGAAACACAAAGGUAGAAAGGGAAAGUGGCUAAAAGUCUGUUCAGAAGCUAAUAAAUAAUCCUUACGAAUAACUUGUAACAAUGACCCAAGGGGACUCAAUCCACGAUUACAUAGAUGACUAUGAAUAUUUGCAAUCUCUUGUACCCAAAUUAUCGUAGCAACAAGCAUUGGGGUACUUUGUUUUGUGGCUGGUGCACGAUGAGGUUAAACGGUGGUUGCACCUUCAUCGCCCUCAAUCGCGACUGGAUGCGAUGUAUUUGGCGAAGGAGGUGGAAGAGCUGCUCCGAACACCCUCAGGUAACAUACCUCAAUCACGCUUCCACCAUCAACAUCGAUAUGGACCGGGUUCGGAUUUCAGAUGGAUCGUCCUAUUGGUUUGGGCCGUUUAGAAAAUAAACCAACCUGAAGCCCAAAACCAAGUCAGAAAACCUUGGGCCGACAAGACGUUAAUCUGUUCAAUGCUGUAAAUUGUUUCACAAAUACGAUACAGGUGACAGCAGGACGGCGUCGUAAUCGCGACCGAGGGUUUCAAUCUCUGUCUCGAACGGAAUGGGAAGAUUUCGGAAGAAAGGGUUGUGUUUCCGUUGGCCACAAAUGUCCGGAGGGAAAUCUACGUGUUCUUUUACUAAGCGACGAUGAAUGUGAAGGGGAUUUAGACGGGAAUUUUCUUCUGGAAAGUACUCAAACUCCGAAGGAGGUUUCCGACGAGGCAACGACGAUGGGUUUGUGUACAACACUGGAGCUGUAGAUGAACCUGUGGGAGUGAAAACUUUGAAGUUUGAGGGGGUCAGUUAGAGAUAUUCUCGUGAUUAUGUUAUUCUGACUGUGGAGCAACACACAAUUUCGUUUCCCGCCAAUUGGUUCUCGCAUUGGGUUGUCAUUUUCAGCCUUUUCAGGUAUGAAAGAUUAAAUUAGGUGAUGGCCAUUUGGUUUGGGUAACAGAGCAGUGCCUUAAUCUGCAAAUUAGGGUUGGCAAUUGCGAUUUUAUGAUGGAAGCCCUAGUUUUUGAUACAUGAAAUAUGGAUCUAAUUUCGGGUAUGGCAUGGUUGUAAUGUUAUGAUGGAAGCCCUUGAUAGUGUAUACCAAUCAGAAACGUCUCAAAUUUAUGUUACAGCAGCGCAUCACCACUCUGGACCAAAUUGAAAGGGUUUGAUGCUAUUUUAGUCGUCGUGGAUAGAUUAUAAAAGUUUGGAAACAUAUGUAUGAUGUUUUGCGUUGGAUCAACCAAGGUUGUGGGCUAUUUAGAUUA